Molecule: messenger RNA, 759 nt
Organism: Amborella trichopoda
Lineage: Eukaryota; Viridiplantae; Streptophyta; Magnoliopsida; Amborellales; Amborellaceae
Source: RefSeq, a predicted model, not a curated record
AUGGGUGAGAAACUAGCCAUUCUUCAUUAUUUCGAGGACGAGCAAGAAGAUCUUAUCAAGGUGCUGAAUAAUCUUGAGGAGGAAAAUGAUAGCAGAGAUGAGGCUGAGGAUGAUAAUGAGGCUGAGGUGGAGGAUGACAAGGAUGAGAUGGAGGAUGAUGAAGAUAAAGCAACGGAUGAUAGGGCAAAGGAUGAGGUGGAGGAUGACAAGGAUGAGAUGGAGGAUGAAGAGGAUGAAGCAGCAGAUGAUGAGGAUGAGGUAGAGGAGAUGAUAACGAUGAUGAGGAUGAAGCAGCAGAUGACGAGGAUGAGAAGGCAUGUGGCAGGCUCUCCUGUUGGGCCUCGUGAUGCUGCAAGGGCUAUGACGCCUCCUGGAUCUGGGAGCCUUAUGCUUGAUUUGCCUCUACUAGAUGUGGUUGGUUUCCCUGCUGUUCCACAGUCGCCUUCGGGAUUCAAGGCGUCGAUGGGCCUCGUUUCAGAGCGGGACUCCCUAUCAAUAGAGGUUGCGAGCCUUUCUGAAGAGCUUAAGGUUGUGAAGGCUGAGAUGGAGGAGUUGCAAGCUCGGGUAGAUUCACUGAGCACUCGUCGAGACUAUAGCUGGGAAGCGUUGCAUCAGCAGUCGUACGAGUUAGAGCAACUGGAUUCCGACUACGUGGCAGUCACCUCCUUGGGCAAUUCGACUGCUCAGGAGAUUUUCUUACCUUCAAGAAGAGAAGCAGGCCCUGUUGCCACGUGCGGAGGAGCUAAAAGUGAUGAUUAA